CGCUGCAUUCUACAGAGGAAACGGAAAAGACGAAACAUACAAAAGGGUUUUUCAUUUCAAACCCCGGGACUGUCGAAAGAACAGAUAGUUCUUUUUAAUACCUAAACUUAUUUACUUUUGGCUUUAUUGUCUGACCAAAAACCGUCUUUCUUUCCGCUAUUUGUACUGUUUGCACAUCUUUUCCUCAGCUGUUUACAGCUGGCAGAAAGCACCCGCCCUGUUCGGGAAAAAGGGACCGAGAGUGACCGGAGGAUGCCACCCCAACCUUCCCAGCCGCAGGUGAGGAAGAACAUCCUGAAGUUCCUUAAAAGUUUUUUGGGAAUCAUUCGGAUCCUGCAGAUUGUUUUCGGAGCCGGGCUGUGGGUCACCAUCGCUGCAAACAAAUACGAAGGAUCCAUCCACUUCGUCCUGUUCGUCGCAGUCCUCUUCUGGCUCCUCACGCUCGCCCUUUUCUUCCUCACCCUGCUGGACAAGCAGGACCUGGUCCCGCUGCUGGGAGGGGAGCGAUGGCUGUGCACUAACCUGGCACACGACGUGGCCGCCGCCGUGCUCUACCUGCCGGCUAUCGGAGUCAUGAUCUACAAGACGGACCGUAACUCCUACUGCAACCUGGAGCUGUACAAACACCUCUGUCUGUACAAGGUCUACCUGACCGCCGCCGUGUUCGCCUGCCUGUGCUGCCUGGUUUACCUAGUGUCGGUUAUUUAUGGAGCCUGCAGGAAGUGUCGAGGAGAACAGACGGUCAUCUGAUGAGACUGAAGGGGGUGAGGGCAACACGGAGGGGUACGGUUCCUUUUUCAGGGGGCAUCCACAGCAAGAUGAGGAAUAGUUAACUUCACUGUAAUUUAACUCAACAGAGCUCUACUUAUCGCAGGAUUUUGUUUACUACUUUGUCCCCCAUUCCAAACUUUACACUCUGGUGGUGAAGCAGAAUCAAUUCAAAAUCACUAUCAGUUUAUUUUAGAGUUGCUGGCAGGAAAAAUACACAAGUAGCUCAGCGGCCUAUAGUUACCCUGGAUUGAGUCUGAUUUGAAAUGUGUUAGGAGGUCUAAAACAUAUUUCAUGUGUCUCCUAGCUGUAGGUAAGGCCUUGCAUUUAUCUCUUAAUUUAAUGUAAUUUUCCUGCAGAAUAAAUAUAUUUCUGCAAGUGCUACUUAUAGAGGGGUAGCAGUAUAAUUAUUGUUUACGAUUCAAUGGCCUUAACAUACCGUGUUUAGAUUUGUGUUGGUACUGUCAAUCUGAAACCUCUCAUAGGGGUUUUCUUUUUCUAAGAGAUAUUUUGUAUUACCUUUUAUAUUAUAUGUUUUUUAUGUUUUGUAUGACAGCAAACUACACCGAACAGUUAGUGGGAAUGACUACAAAAAAUUGUGGACUUCCUUUUGCUCUGUUUUUUGUUUUGUAUGACUCCAACUUUGCAAACAGACCUAUCAGUGCCUUUUUCAGUACUCUGUAUACUCAACAAGGUUUCUUUUUUACAACAAUCCCACAAUACAGUUGUAAUUGGUGCUACAAUGUCUAUGCUGAACGAAAGUAUACUUUAAGUGUUCAUUAUGUAAAGUCAAAGAAUAAAGACCAGUUAAUUGAGA
Notothenia coriiceps (black rockcod) is the source of this 1585-nucleotide messenger RNA. It is a transcript of the gene marveld1, whose product is annotated as MARVEL domain containing 1. Gene Ontology annotation, biological process: myelination. Gene Ontology annotation, molecular function: structural constituent of myelin sheath. The record is from RefSeq and is a predicted model, not a curated record. Lineage: Eukaryota; Metazoa; Chordata; Actinopteri; Perciformes; Nototheniidae. The transcript has a single exon. Gene Ontology annotation, cellular component: membrane. Bases 253 to 750 code for a protein of 165 amino acids.